Messenger RNA from Solanum pennellii, 936 nucleotides. RefSeq names its product ubiquitin-conjugating enzyme E2 2-like. The record is from RefSeq and is a predicted model, not a curated record. Lineage: Eukaryota; Viridiplantae; Streptophyta; Magnoliopsida; Solanales; Solanaceae. The transcript has 6 exons. Bases 170 to 628 code for a protein of 152 amino acids.
UAUUGGGUGUUAGACAGAGACAUCUGAUGUGUGUGAGCAGCUUACAUAUCACGCGAACUCAGAGUCUCUUUAUUUUACAUAAAAAUAAUACGCAGGAAGACAAGAAGCUCAACUCUGAACCAAUUACAUUCAUUGAAAUUCUUGCCGCUUUAACACUCAGGCGGUGAGGAUGUCGACGCCGGCUAGGAAAAGAUUGAUGAGGGAUUUUAAGCGGUUACAGCAGGAUCCGCCUGCUGGUAUCAGUGGUGCUCCUUACGACAACAAUAUAAUGCUUUGGAAUGCUGUUAUAUUCGGUCCUGAUGACACACCUUGGGAUGGAGGUACGUUUAAGCUGACACUUCAAUUUUCGGAGGAUUACCCCAACAAGCCUCCAACGGUUCGAUUUGUAUCCAGGAUGUUCCAUCCGAAUAUUUAUGCCGAUGGGAGUAUUUGCCUAGACAUACUGCAAAAUCAGUGGAGUCCUAUAUAUGACGUUGCUGCUAUACUCACUUCAAUCCAGUCUUUGCUUUGUGAUCCAAACCCAAACUCGCCUGCUAAUUCAGAAGCAGCUCGCAUGUUCAGUGAGAACAAGCGUGAGUACAACAGGAAGGUGCGUGAGAUUGUUGAGCAGAGCUGGACGGCUGACUGACAUCCUUCUGGCUGAAUCUGUUACGGGAGAUUUUCCUGGUAGGAUUGCCAGGUCAAGCUGCAAUGUUCUCCCUGCUGUUGCUACAUUAAUAAUAAAUGUAGCAUGAAAUUGUCCUUUCAUGUGCUGUUUAGAAACUCUGAUUGUCUUUUAUCUUCAUGUUCUGUUACUCUGAUACAGUGUAUAUAUUGAUCACUUUGUAUUUUAAUUGUAUGAAACUCUUUUCUGUUGGUCAUCAUAAGACCUUCAAUGGAAAAUGGAUAAAUAUCAGAUAUUUUUGUUUAGCAAUGGAAAUUGUGCAUUAUCAUUGA